This is a messenger RNA of Puma concolor (puma), 1044 nucleotides long. It is a transcript of the gene TFAP4, whose product is annotated as transcription factor AP-4. Gene Ontology annotation, cellular component: nucleus. The record is from RefSeq and is a predicted model, not a curated record. NCBI's taxonomy places the organism in Eukaryota, Metazoa, Chordata, Mammalia, Carnivora, Felidae. Gene Ontology annotation, molecular function: protein dimerization activity; DNA-binding transcription factor activity, RNA polymerase II-specific; RNA polymerase II cis-regulatory region sequence-specific DNA binding. Gene Ontology annotation, biological process: regulation of transcription by RNA polymerase II.
AUGUUCUGCAUGAUGGUUGUGCAUACCCCAUGCUUUGUCCUUUCUACAGGGUCAACUGUCAUCUGUCUGUCUGGGUGUCUGGCUUUGUGGGACGGUGCAGAGCCUACUCUGUCCUGUGGCCUUGCCAACAUUCCACUGACCCCUGAGACGCAGCGGGACCAGGAGCGGCGGAUUCGGCGGGAGAUCGCCAACAGCAACGAGCGGAGGCGCAUGCAGAGCAUCAACGCGGGCUUCCAGUCCCUCAAGACCCUCAUCCCCCACACAGAUGGAGAGAAGCUCAGCAAGGCAGCCAUUCUCCAGCAGACGGCGGAGUACAUCUUCUCCCUGGAGCAGGAGAAGACCAGGCUCCUGCAGCAGAACACACAGCUCAAGCGCUUUAUCCAGGAGCUGAGCGGCUCAUCCCCCAAGCGGCGGCGGGCAGAGGACAAGGAUGAGGGCAUUGGCUCGCCGGACAUCUGGGAAGACGAGAAGGCAGAGGAUCUGCGUCGGGAGAUGAUCGAGCUCCGGCAGCAGCUGGACAAGGAGCGCUCGGUGCGCAUGAUGCUGGAGGAGCAGGUGCGCUCGCUGGAGGCCCACAUGUACCCAGAAAAGCUCAAGGUGAUUGCACAGCAGGUGCAGCUGCAGCAGCAGCAGGAGCAGGUGCGGCUGCUGCACCAGGAGAAACUGGAGCGGGAACAGCAGCACCUGCGGACCCAGCUGCUGCCCCCCCCGGCCCCUACCCACCACCCUACAGUGAUCGUGCCGGCGCCACCCCCUCCCUCCCACCACAUCAACGUCGUCACCAUGGGCCCCUCCUCGGUCAUCAACUCUGUUUCCACGUCCCGGCAAAAUCUGGACACCAUCGUGCAGGCGAUCCAGCACAUCGAGGGCACCCAGGAAAGGCAGGAGCAGGAGGAGGAACAACGACGAGCCGUCAUCGUGAAGCCAGGCCGCAGCUGCCCGGAGGCCCACGCCUCCGACACUGCCUCCGAUUCGGAGGCCUCGGACAGCGACGCCAUGGACCAGAGCCGGGAGGAGCCAGCAGGGAAUGGGGGGCUUCCCUGA